UCAUUUCUAUCAACUAACAAUAGGUGGUAAGCUAAUUUAGUUGAUUGCAUACAAAAUCAAUUAUUUAUAACAAUGUAAAAGCUUUUCUGAGAAUAGCGCAUAUCCAAAUGUAUGAAACUUGUUCUCCAAAAUCAAUAAUUAUAAAUAAUCCAGUAAUACUGACAGAUAUCCAACUUGCAGGCAUUAGGAGUGAAAGAUGUGAAUGAUGUGUCCAUCCUUUCAAAUUAUCUUGACCCGUACUUGGAGUGCUCAACCUGUCAACUUGGACAACAAGUGUCAGAGCAGACCAGCGCAGAGCAGCAUUUAGUAACGAGCUCUGUUGAAAGAGGUGAUGGUGUCUUGAUGGACACCCAUACAAGCAGUGAACGAUCAGAAGAUCCGUCUGGUAUUCUCACACAGAUAAUGAACAUGGUCACACAGCAAGUGAAUAUGGUUCAUGAUGUUGUUUCAGAAGUUUCUUCGGGAAUCAGAAAGGAUAGUUCUCGUUAUUUUCGAACGCCAUCAGGAGACAGUGUUGCAUACUCUUUGCAGCAAUCGGUGGAAGACAGUGAAUACUUUGAAAAGGAACCAGACGAUAAAUCACUGGCAUUGACUCAUCCAAAAACAAGUCUUGAGGAUUGCAGAAAGUGUCGAAACCCAAAUCAUGAUCUGUUUAUAAUGUCGGCAAAUGUUUUAAAUGCAUUGGAAGAUUUCGUGUGUACUACCAAUGAAACCCAUGGGAUCAAUGGAGAUGGAAAGCUGGAGGAAGCACAUUCAAUCAAGUAUGAUCCUUCAAAUAUGAGUAGAGGUGACGUCGAUGCGUAUUGGAACAACUACAAACACGUUUUCAUCGAAGACAAUGAGAAACUGUGGGAUGCAUUAAUGAUGGGGUUGCGCAAGUAUCAUUCUGUUCUACAAGAUCGUCAUUCUCUACAUACCGAAGUAGAGCAACUGAGUACUCAAAAUAACGAUCUUAGAAGACUUCUCACAUCCUACACUUUCAAUGAUUCGAUGAAAAAGGAACAGUCUUUCUACGCGGAUAAUUCUGAAAAUUUAUUGCCUUUGCUGAGCAAGGAUCAAAACUUGGUCAAGUUAAGAGAAGUGCAAGACACUCUUACUCGUUUAUGAAAUACCUCUAGUAUACUUUUAUUAUGUUGUUAUAUAUUCAGUUUGUAAAUGUAAUGAUUUUUGGUACAUUGAAUGCAUUAUGAUGCUGCGCUGAGAUUAUUUUGAUUUUAUAAAUUCAUCAAGGUUCAGCAUUUUGUAAACUUAUGACGUAAUAAAUUUAUGAUAAUAAAUAGUAAUGGUAAUGAUAAAAGUAUGGUAAUAAUAAUAAUAUUCGUAUGGCUUUUAUUGGUGGGGAGUCCCUGACGGACUACCACCUCUCCUGAAUAUAUCAUUCAAACCGUCAAUGGGCCUAACGACCGUCAUACUUCGACCGACCGACGAUUUAACGUGCCCAUAACUAAUGAGCACCUUUAGCGUAAUUCAUGAGCGAGGUCUACUGUUCACAGAACUACUAGUACUAGAAAGAAAACAAAAGCUAACCAAGCUGUAAUGCCUCCGGCCGGCUUCGUGGCCAACAGGGAAAAUUCAUGUUGAGAAGGGAAGAAAUGGUGCAAUCAAGUGAGAAGUUUUCUUCAAUUAAUAAAUACAGUAUGAUUUGGAGCGGCUCAGACGUUCUCAAGAUUCACCACUGACAACUCUUGAUCUAAAAAUAGAUCGAUAGCAUUCCAACAAUACCAUUCAUUCAAUACAGCACAUAGAGCGGCACAAUUUCUAUUCUAAAAAAUAAGAGCCAAUUGUUUCACUUAUAUUUAUUGUGGGCACGAUUCACUCUCAACUUAUUGUAAAGGAUCUUUCAUUUUGAGAAGAAUAAAGAUUGCUGUAUCUUCAAAGAUAACGGUGCUAGAUAUGAGAAAGUAACUUUCUGGAUGGAGGUUGGUCUGCGGUUUUUCAAAUUACAGAGAAACCGGAGGUCUUAUCAAAAAUCGUUACACAUACUUUUCUGCGCCUUGUUUCAAAGAACCAAAUCGGACACUAACUGCGACUGUAACUGCGGUACAAACAAACAAACAGACAAAAGCCGAUUGAGUCGAAACUAAGACCUCAGCUUCGCUUCGGUCAAUGAUGAGUCAGCGAUAAGAAAUCAUUCCAAUGACCUUAAUGAUCGAGUAACAAACCUCAACAUAUCAUUAGAAGAUCAACUCCAUCUUCAUCCAAUUACAGAAUUUGAAGCUUUCAAAGUAAUUCAGCAUAUCCAUAGCAAUGCCACUGGGGCUGACAAAAUUCCAAUCGAAUUUAUCAAGAGAAUGCUCUUUGCUGUUCUAUCAACUAUCACGUUUAUUUUUUUAUAAGUCUCUUGAGAACGGAUCUUUUCUUGAAAGUUGGAAGACUGCUCUAGUUCGUCUUUCGAAUAAGGUUCCAUCUCCCAAUAGAGUUGAAGACCUUAGACCUAUCAGUAUUUUAUCUGCACUAUCAAAAGCACUAGAAAGACUUGUACAUGCACAAGUUACUGAGUUCCUUGAACAGAAAAAGAAGCUUCAUAACUUUCAGUCCGGUUUUCGUAAAUCUCAUUCAACAGAAACUGCUCUUCUACGUGUCACUGAUGAUAUUAGGUUGGCAAUGGAUCAAAGAAAAUGUACAAUCUUGACUCUUUUUGGCUUUUCUAGAGCAUUUGAUACUCUUGAUCACAAAGUUCUUCUGAAAAAAUUAGCUUUUCUUGGUUUCAGUCAUAGUUUGGUUCAAUUCAUAUCUUACAGAUAGGGAACAAUGUGUCUCUCUUGGCAAGAACAGGUAGAAGAACUUGGCAAGAACUUGGUGUUCCUCAAGGUUCAAUUCUAGGCCCUCUUCUUUUUACUCUGUAUGCAAAUGAUCUUCCCUCUUCUAUGAAAUUUUCUAGUUUCCAUACAUAUGCACAUGACCUUCAUAUUCAUGCAAGUUGUCCUAUAAUGAAAGUUAACUGAUGGAAGCCAGGGCCAGGGCCCCAAGCCCCUUGUCCCACAUCAGCUUCACUCUACGAUGCACCGUGCAAAAAAUGAAUCAUGACAAAAGUUCGAUAGUGGAAUGGACAAGGCAUAACGGCCUCAGACUCAUAACCAUAAGUCUGAACAUAUGGUUAACACAACCAAAACACAACCCAUAAUUAUUGGUUACUCACGUUUAGUAAACAAUAUCGACUUCAACUCGAUACAUAAAAUAACUGUUGAUGGUAAUGUGAUCCCCUACUGCAGCUCAGUGAAAAACCUAGGCAUCAUUAUGGAUAAAAACCUCGACUGGUCAGAACAAGUCAAUGAAAGGUUUUCUCAGCAAUGCAUUCACUCAAAAAAUUACAAGAUGUCCUUCCUAGAAGUAUACGAUUGUUACUUGUCCAAUCUCUGAUUUUUCCACAUUUCACGUACUGCAACUCUGUCCUCAAUGACAUGCAAGUUACACUCAAUAAUAGAAUGCAGCGCUGUCAAAAUUAUUGUCUACGUUUUGUUUACCCCUCUGGAACGCCAUGAACAUAUCACCCCAGCACACAUUGCUAGCUCUACCCUGAAGCUUCUUGAUCAGAGACGUUUCAGAAUAAUCAAACUUGUUAGAGAUACUUUUAAAUAUAGCAAUCUCAACUAUUUCAAAAAUGAUUUUAAAUUGGUUUCCGAUGGUAGGAGGAUAGACGCUUCCCAUACUAGAACUGGUGCAAAUAAUCUCAGGAUACCCAAUCAUCGAACUACUAUCUAUUCCAAAUCGUUCCUUGUCAGUGCUUGUCGUGAAUGGAAUAAACUUCCCAACACUAUUAGAUGCAUUGAGAGCCGAGCGGGCUUUAUCCUGUCUUUGAAAAUGUAUCUUAUAGAGAAAAUGACUGAGUCUGUCCAACCCUAGAGCACCGCAUGACAAAUAUUCUGAUCUCUCUUCCUUUCCAUUCUU
Messenger RNA from Nilaparvata lugens (brown planthopper), 3888 nucleotides. RefSeq lists its product as uncharacterized. The coding region runs from base 343 to 1107 and encodes 254 amino acids. The transcript has 7 exons. Lineage: Eukaryota; Metazoa; Arthropoda; Insecta; Hemiptera; Delphacidae. Gene Ontology annotation, cellular component: axonemal dynein complex; axoneme. The record is from RefSeq and is a predicted model, not a curated record. Gene Ontology annotation, biological process: axonemal dynein complex assembly; cilium-dependent cell motility; regulation of cilium movement.